Molecule: messenger RNA, 2519 nt
Organism: Drosophila virilis
Lineage: Eukaryota; Metazoa; Arthropoda; Insecta; Diptera; Drosophilidae
Gene: so
Product: sine oculis
Biological process (GO): regulation of transcription by RNA polymerase II
Cellular component (GO): transcription regulator complex; nucleus
Molecular function (GO): DNA-binding transcription factor activity, RNA polymerase II-specific; RNA polymerase II cis-regulatory region sequence-specific DNA binding
Source: RefSeq, a predicted model, not a curated record
UGCUCGCGUGCGGUUCGUGCUGUUCGCAGUUCGCAUCUCGAUUAUCGCUGCCCAUUGUCGAUGUCGCUCGUGCGACGAACGACGGCCCCGCCGGCACCGAUCCUAAUUCAACGGCAAUAAACAAAUGUCCGAUGCAUAAAUCAAAAGUCAACGCGCGCACACAGUAUUUUGCAUUUUGCAUUAGAAAUUAGAAAAUAGCAAAUAGAAGCAAGCCGAACGCUAAAAUACUCACAUAAAUCGAAAACGUGCGCACACAUCAUCAAAAAAAAAAUAAAAAAAAUAUAACAAAAGUUGAUAUCAAUUGUUCAAAUUUAGCUCUAGUGUUUGUUGUUGUUUUUUAAGGCUUGUUCGCAAUUAAUAAAAGUCGCGAAAGCGGAAAAUUUUUCUAAGAAUUGCAACACGUGUUUCUGCUAACAGUGCGUAUGAAAAUUUGUUGCUUGUCUGCGCGUUCGCAGUUAUUUUCGUUUAUGCCCCACACACACACACUCACACACACAUACACACGAGUGAGUGAAUGUGCAUGUGCAUGCGAGUGUGUGCGUGUGCUCGUGUAUCUUAAAAUCUGCUGAAAAGUUGCGCCAAUCGAAGGGUAAAACCAACAAAAAAAAAAAAAGAAACGAAACAAAAAAAAAUUGCUGCUGCUAGCGGAAAGCAAAGCAAAUGUGCAAAACAACCAAAACAGCAACAACAGCUAAAAGAACAACAACACGGAUACGCAUCUGCGACAGUGAUAUACAUUCAUAAUAGAUACAGAUACAGCGCUCAAGAAACCAAAGACAAAUUAAGCCUAAAACUCACUAGGCUAUUGAUAAAGUGAGCUAUACGCGGGAGUUCAUACACAUCGAUUCGCAGAGCUUGGAUUCAGAGGGCCCAGCUGCCCGGUUUGGAGUGCAAGUGCCACUCACAGAUUAUGUUGCAACAUCCCGCCACCGACUUCUACGAUCUGGCCGCGGCCAAUGCGGCUGCUGUGCUCACCGCCCGGCACACGCCCCCCUACAGCCCGACGGGGCUGAGCGGGUCGGUGGUCGCGCUGCACAAUAAUAACAAUAAUAGCACAAGCAAUAAUAACAAUAAUAAUCUCGAUAUGCUCACGCACAACGGAGGCGGCGUGGGCGUCGGUCUGGGCGGAAGCGUGACUGCCACUGGACUGCACCUGAGCGGCGGCGGCGGCGGCAGCAGAAAUGGCGGCCCAGGUGCCGGGGGCGGCGGCAGUGCUGCCACAGCCGGACGCGAAACUCUGCCCAGCUUCGGCUUUACGCAGGAGCAGGUGGCCUGCGUGUGCGAGGUGCUGCAGCAGGCGGGCAAUAUCGAAAGACUGGGCCGCUUCCUUUGGUCGCUGCCACAAUGUGAUAAACUGCAACUGAACGAGUCUGUGCUGAAGGCCAAGGCGGUCGUCGCAUUCCAUCGUGGUCAGUACAAGGAGCUGUACCGGCUGCUCGAACAUCAUCACUUCUCGGCCCAGAAUCAUGCCAAGCUCCAGGCCCUGUGGUUGAAAGCGCAUUACGUGGAAGCCGAAAAACUGCGCGGAAGACCUUUGGGUGCUGUGGGCAAAUAUCGUGUUCGCCGUAAAUUUCCACUGCCCCGCACCAUUUGGGAUGGCGAGGAGACGAGCUACUGUUUUAAGGAGAAAUCCCGCUCGGUAUUGAGAGACUGGUAUGCGCACAAUCCGUAUCCAUCGCCGCGCGAGAAGCGCGACUUGGCCGAGGCCACAGGACUGACCACGACGCAGGUAUCCAAUUGGUUCAAGAAUCGACGACAACGAGAUCGCGCUGCCGAGCACAAAGACGGCUCUACGGACAAACAACACCUGGACUCGUCCAGCGAUUCAGAAAUGGAGGGCAACAUGCUGUCCAGUCAGAGCGCACAACAGCAACACGCAGCCGCCACGCAUCACUCGCAUCACUCGCAACAGCAGCAACAGCAGUCGCCGAGCAGCGGCAACAACAAUAAUAUCAAUAACAAUAACAGCAACGGCAACAACAGCAACAGCUUGCAUCAGCAUCAGCAGCAACUGCAACAUGUUGCUGCCGAGCAGAGCCUGCAACACCAUCAGCAUCAGCAACAUGCUGCCAGUGCAGCGGCAGCGAGCAAAAGCAGCGCUGCAGCAGCAGCUGUGGCUGUCGCCGCCUCCCAAAUGCCGCCGCUCUCCGCCGCCGUUGCCUACUCGCAUCUGCACAGCGUCAUGGGCGCCAUGCCCAUGUACGAUAUGGGCGAGUAUCAGCACUUAUGAUUCUAGUUGGAGGCUGCUGCUGCUGCCAGCAGCAGCAACAACAGCAGCAGCAGCAACAACAACGGCAACGGCAACAGCAACAGCAACAUGCACUGCGAAUGGCCAGCUAUGCUGCGUCAACGCCAGCAGCGCAGCCAGCUGCAGCAGCAUCAGCAUCCGGAAAGCUUUUACUUCUGAAGCAGCAAUAAUUGAGAUCACAUCCUCGAAGAUGAUUCGUGUAUAGAUCAAGUUCAAGAUAGCAGCAGCAACAAGUUUUAAUUAAUCAUGAAAUAGUAGCACUUGCGCAUAA